UCCAACUAGUGCGCAUGCGCAGUCCUGCGCGUACAGAGGCAACGUUUGACGUUCGCGAACGCCUCCUCUGUCACCAACGCACUCCCACAAUCCACCGCGGUCAUUCACAUCUGUUGCUCUGGGUGUCAAAUCCAAGAUGGCACUGCACCGGUUAUUCCAGCUGUCCUCCGUGCUGCGCUCCGCCGUGACCCUGACCCUGCGCAGGAACAUCGGCAUCUCCGCUGUCCUCUUCCAGCGGGCCAAAGAGCUCGACCCCGUCCAGAAACUGUUCCUGGACAAGAUCCGGGACUACAACAGCAAGGCCAAGACUUCAGGUGGCAUUGUGGAUGCAGGUCCAGCUUAUCAGAAGAACUUGGGUGAAGAAGUAACCAAACUGCAGAGACUAUAUGGGGGAGGAGACCUAAACAAGUUCCCUGAUUUCAAAUUCACAGAGCCGAAGUUUGACGAAGGGGCCAAGUGAAUGAUGUCCAUGUUGUGUAUCUCCUUCCUGUCAUAAAAUAUGUUGUAUUUAAUAAAAAGGAUAGUGGACUGAACCGCGA
Messenger RNA from Archocentrus centrarchus (flier cichlid), 539 nucleotides. RefSeq names its product ATP synthase peripheral stalk subunit F6 (gene atp5pf). The coding region runs from base 137 to 460 and encodes 107 amino acids. Gene Ontology annotation, molecular function: proton transmembrane transporter activity. Gene Ontology annotation, biological process: proton motive force-driven ATP synthesis. NCBI's taxonomy places the organism in Eukaryota, Metazoa, Chordata, Actinopteri, Cichliformes, Cichlidae. The record is from RefSeq and is a predicted model, not a curated record. The transcript has 4 exons. Gene Ontology annotation, cellular component: proton-transporting ATP synthase complex.